Messenger RNA from Exophiala dermatitidis NIH/UT8656, 2406 nucleotides. RefSeq names its product dynamin GTPase. Gene Ontology annotation, cellular component: mitochondrion; peroxisome; membrane. The transcript has 2 exons. Bases 1 to 2406 code for a protein of 801 amino acids. NCBI's taxonomy places the organism in Eukaryota, Fungi, Ascomycota, Eurotiomycetes, Chaetothyriales, Herpotrichiellaceae. Gene Ontology annotation, biological process: peroxisome fission; mitochondrial fission. The record is from RefSeq and is a predicted model, not a curated record. Gene Ontology annotation, molecular function: GTP binding; GTPase activity; microtubule binding.
AUGACCACCCUCGGCGAUGACCUCCUGCGUACCGUCAACAAGCUCCAGGACCUUGUCUUUAACACCAUCGGCAAUGACUCCCUCGAUUUGCCUCAGAUAGUCGUGGUCGGCUCCCAAUCGUCCGGGAAGUCGUCGGUCCUUGAAAACAUUGUCGGCAGAGACUUUCUUCCUCGAGGGAGUGGCAUUGUCACUCGUCGGCCGCUGAUCUUGCAGCUGAUCAAUAUCCCCCCGGAUGAGGAUGAUGCCACUAACGAUGGCGACGAAAUCCAUGUCCCCCAUACUGCGGCCAGCGUGGCCGAACAUGGAGAAUGGGCCGAGUUCCAUCAUCUUCCCGGCCGCAAGUUCACGGACUUCAAUCAAGUUCGUGCCGAGAUUGAAAACGAGACUGCGCGAAUUGCCGGUAACAAUAAGGGCAUCAAUCGCCAACCCAUCAACCUCAAAAUAUUCUCUCCGCAUGUCCUGAAUUUGACCUUGGUUGAUUUGCCUGGAUUAACCAAGGUCCCUAUCGGCGAUCAACCGUCCGACAUCGAAAAGCAGACACGGACCCUUAUCUCAGAGUAUAUUGCGAAACCGAACAGCAUCAUCCUCGCCGUCUCCCCCGCGAACGUCGAUAUUGUUAACUCGGAGGCGCUCAAGCUCGCGCGUCAUGUGGAUCCUCUGGGAAGAAGAACGAUCGGUGUCCUCACAAAGCUGGAUUUGAUGGAUCAUGGCACAAAUGCCCUGGAUAUCCUGUCCGGUCGUGUAUACCCUCUCAAGCUUGGAUUUAUUGGUGUCGUCAACCGAUCCCAACAAGACAUUCAGACCAAUAAGCCCAUGUCAGAGGCUCUCAAAGCAGAGGCGGAAUUCUUCAGGCACCAUCCUGCAUACCGGAAUAUGGCUAACAGAUGCGGGACACAAUAUCUGGCAAAGACCCUGAAUACGACGCUGAUGGCACAUAUUCGAGAUCGGCUGCCGGACAUCAAGGCUAGAUUAAACACAUUGAUGGGACAAACACAACAAGAGCUCGCCAGCUACGGUAGCAAACAAUUCAGUGGCAAAGAGCACCGUGGCUCGUUGAUCCUUCAGUUGAUGACGCGCUUUGCCAACUCCUUCAUCUCGUCCAUCGACGGGACAUCCUCGGAAAUAUCAACCAAAGAACUUUGUGGAGGCGCUCGGAUAUACUACAUAUUCAACUCGGUCUUUGGCAAUUCGUUAGAGACGAUUGAUCCUACGCACAAUCUUUCGGUUUUGGAUAUCCGCACGGCGAUUCGCAACUCAACUGGGCCCCGGCCGAGUCUUUUCGUUCCUGAACUGGCCUUUGACCUGCUGGUGAAGCCUCAAAUCAAACUGCUGGAAAUCCCAAGUCAACGCUGUGUCGAGCUGGUAUAUGAAGAAUUGAUCAAGAUCUGCCAUACUUGCGGGUCGCAGGAACUGUCCAGAUUCCCCAGACUGCAGGGUAAACUCAUCGAAGUCGUGUCGGACUUGCUCAGAGAACGUUUGGGACCGUGCUCCAAUUAUGUUGAGUCAUUGAUCUCCAUUCAAAGAGCCUACAUCAACACAAACCAUCCAAACUUCCUUGGUGCCGCCGCGGCGAUGUCUUCUGUUAUUGCCAGCAAGAACGAGAAGGACAAGCGAGCAGCACAGGAAGCCGAAAAGCGAAAACGGGAGAAGCAAAAGUUGAAGCAACUGGGCGCCAAUGGUACUGCCACACCAGACGAGGAGGACGCAGAGCAAGAGGACAAAACGGCAACACUUCCCAUCAGAAAACAUCCGGCUGUUGCUCGAAGCAUGUCUCCUGCCGUGUCGCGAGAUCGGGAAAACGGCUUGGGCAGUAUCUCAGUGGCAGCAGGAAAUCAGGGCAAUGCCAGAGAUUCCUUCCUGAACUACUUUUUCGGAAAAGAUGGAGGAUUACCCUCUACUGCGCCAUCUGUGCCACCGUCAACAUCCACACAACAUCGACACCCCAGUCAAAACAUCGAAGCCAGCUUUUCUCAAAGCAUGCGGCGAAUGGAGAGAGGCAGCUUUGCGGACCGCACACCUGCCUCUGCCUUUCCUCCGCCAAUGGCUGAUGAAUAUGCCGCCUCCGAAUACGGCGAAUCGAAUUCUCUUUUCCCCGAGCAAUCCGCCGAACCCGUGCUGUCGGAUCGUGAAGCGCUCGAGACCGAGCUCAUUCGACGCCUGAUCAGCUCUUACUUCAACAUCGUUCGGGAGACCAUCGCCGAUCAGGUCCCCAAGGCCAUCAUGCACCUCCUCGUCAACCAUAGCAGGGAUGAGGUCCAGAACCGGCUGGUUUCGGAGCUUUAUAAGGAGGAGUUGUUCGGCGAGCUCCUAUACGAAGACGACGGAAUCAAGAAGGAACGUGAAAAAUGCGAGAAGUUGCUGGCCACAUACAAAGAGGCCGCCAAGAUCGUUGGAGAGGUCUUGUAG